CAUGCGCACAUAUUCUCCGGUAGUGCCGCGUCUGGCUGCAGCGAGUCAGACAGCGAACAGAAACGAGCUGCAAGGGAGGGGUGCGCACUCGAAGGGGAAUAUCGCCACCGCCGGCAUUCCAGUCUCCUGGAAUAACGCUUAUUCCACGCUUCGGGAUUGCACUGAUUUUUUUAUUACUAUUAUUUGGACACAAGGAAGAAGGACGCGCAUUGAAUCCGCACCCGUGGAGCUUUUUAAACCAGCCGUUCCCAGCUCAAUCCCACCCUCCUCUUGUAAGUUUUCCCCUCUUUGUUUCCAGACCUAUCCAAGAUGCCUAGUUCGCUGUUCGCCGACAUGGAGCGGAGCGGCAGCGGCGGGCAGGGGGACGCCCUGGAUGACCAAAGAGCUCUACAGAUCGCCCUGGACCAGCUCUCCCUGCUCGGACUGGACAACGAUGAAAAUUCUCUGUAUGACAACGAGCCCAGGAAAAAGAGCGUGAACAUGACCGAAUGCGUCCCCGUUCCCAGUUCCGAGCAUGUUGCCGAAAUUGUCGGCAGGCAAGGUUGCAAAAUUAAAGCCCUGCGAGCAAAGACCAAUACGUAUAUCAAAACUCCGGUGCGGGGAGAGGAGCCAGUCUUUGUUGUGACAGGCAGGCGAGAGGAUGUAGCCAUGGCGCGGAGGGAGAUCAUCUCGGCGGCCGAGCACUUCUCGAUGAUCCGAGCCUCGCGGAACAAAAACAGCAGCCUGAAUGGUAACGCCACAGUGCCCGGCCCGCCCAAUCUGCCCGGCCAGACCACCAUUCAGGUGCGGGUGCCCUAUCGGGUGGUGGGUCUGGUGGUCGGACCCAAGGGGGCCACUAUCAAGCGCAUCCAGCAGCAGACCCACACCUACAUCGUCACACCCAGCCGGGACAAAGAGCCCGUGUUCGAGGUGACAGGCAUGCCUGAGAACGUGGACCGGGCCAGGGAGGAGAUCGAAGCACACAUCGCCAUGCGCACCGGCGGCCUCAUCGAGUUCACUGACGAGAACGACUUCCACGCCAACGGCACCGACGUGGGAUUCGACCUGCACGGGAACGCCAGCCUGUGGAGCAAGCCCAGCUCCAGCGUCACGCCCACCUCCGGUCGCAAGCCAUUCUCCAACUACCGCAACGACAGCUCCAGCUCUCUGGGGAGUGCCUCUACCGACUCGUACUUUGGCGGUGGCGGAGGCGGCAACAACAGCAGCUCCCGGCUGGCCGAUUACAGCCCGCCCAGCCCCGCCCUCAGCUACACUGCCUCCAGCAAUGGCAACAACAACAACAACAACAUCAACAUGAACGCCAACGCCAAUGGAUUUGUCUACGGCGGCGAGGUGAUCUCGCCCGACUGCACCGAGCUGAGCUUCGAGUCGUCGCCGGGAUUCGACCCCACUCCCGCGCCGCCGGGCCUGAUGUGGUCGCAGUACGAGCGCGCCACCAAUGGCACCUCUCCACCUUUUCCCGCCAAUGCUUCCACGAAUGCCAACGGGCUGCGCCGAGCCAACAACGGCAGCCAGCCCAGGUUGUCCCCGCCCCUGCACCAAGCCAACGGCGCGGCGGAGCACCCGCUGGCACGCCGGGUGCGCAGCGACCCGGGCGGCGGCACCCUCAGCUUCCCCGGCUACUCCCCGGCGCUUCCGGGAUCCCAUCACCCCGACUCCUCCAUCUCCUCGUCCUCCUCGUCAUCCUCGUCCUCCUCGUCCGGGACGAGCCGCAAGGGCAGUCGGGACUGCUCCGUGUGCUUCGAGAGCGAGGUGAUCGCGGCCCUGGUGCCCUGCGGCCAUAACCUGUUCUGCAUGGAGUGCGCCAACCGCAUCUGCGAGAGGAACGAGCCCAAAUGCCCCGUCUGCCAUGCUGCAGUUACUCAGGCUAUACGUAUAUUUUCCUAAACCUUGGCGACGUACGUGUGUGUGUAUAUAUAUAUAUACGUGUGAGCUGCAGUAUCCAAAAAGGGACGGUGUAAUUGUUCAUAAUGUACUGUAGCUCGGGACGAAUAUUUUCAACAUCUAAUGCAUGUUUUAAAUAUUAAAGCCUAGUAAUCAGUAGUUUUAGUCAACUGUACACAAACGUCAAUGAAGUAAGGACAGCCCGAGGUACCUUUAGUCAGUUUGUCGACUGUUAGCAUAAACGAUUGCGCUGAUCGAAUGUACUGGUAGCAGACCUCGAGGUUGUUGGGGAAUCUGGACGGCUUCCUGUCUGACAGACGCACAGAGACUUGCAGCGGUGAUGGAGAUACUGCAGCUUAUUGGAUGGAACUCGUUUGAGGGAGAACAGCAACAUAUCCUACGCAUAUAUAUAUAUAUAUAUAUGUGUGUAUAGAUCAACCAGAAAUUCCACAAGUUUUAAAUAUUCAUGACAUUAAUACAGAUUGAAGUAUUUUAUUCUUUUUUGACUUGAAAGAUUAUAUUUCGUAUUGCAAAGAUGAUGUUUACAGAUAUUUUAAUUUAAGUUCAGUGAACUUUUUUGUAGCUGGGUUCAAAUAUCUUUUUAUUUUUUAGUAUGGCCUUACGGCAACGAACACUGUAUUAUUUUAAUAUCACUCGUGUGAAAUGCGGAUGGCGAUUCAGACCACGAAAUGUGUAUUUGCAUCGAGCAGUAUUCUGUUGGGUCGGAGGGUUUCUAGGUUCAGCAAAAAAUGUCUUUUGAAUCCGUUUCACCCAGCAUAUUUUCUAUUCAGUAAUAUAAAGCAUAUUUUAUUCUAUAUUAUUACGAAAUGUCGAAAUGUAUAAAACUUAGUACGUUCAGACGAAAAGGAAGCUUUCUAAAAAUUUGUAUGAAUUAGAUUCCAGUGGGUAUCACAGAGUUCUGUUCUGUUGCGCCACUAUAGGUUUAGGAUUUCUAUUUUAAUACGUUUGUUUACCACUUGUUUAUGUAUAUGUAGGUGAAGUUACUUGAGCGUAUAUGUACUUUAUUGAGCAAAGUUUAAAAACAAAGUAUAUUUUAUUUUAUGAUAAUAAAAGGCCUUUAACCUCAUGGUCAAAUACUAAUAUUAUAUUUGCUGAAACAAGAUUUGAAAAUGUAUCAAGAGUUUUAUUUUUCUGACAUUUAAAGUUCUACAUGAUAAAGUAAAACUUAAGUAAUGGUGCUACUUCAUGUUUUUUUUAAGUAUUUCUAUAUAAGUCCAAUAAAAUGGUACAUGAACGAGA
Molecule: messenger RNA, 3144 nt
Organism: Ctenopharyngodon idella (grass carp)
Lineage: Eukaryota; Metazoa; Chordata; Actinopteri; Cypriniformes; Xenocyprididae
Gene: mex3b
Product: mex-3 RNA binding family member B
Exons: 2
Coding region: 310-1887 (525 amino acids)
Molecular function (GO): RNA binding
Source: RefSeq, a predicted model, not a curated record